AUGCCAGACGUCUGUCGGCAAGCCAAAUUAAUUUGGCACGAUAUCCCCCAGGAUGUAAAAGACCUGUACGAUAACUUAGCGCUUCAAGCGCAACAUCUUCAUAGUGAGAUGUUUCCGAACUAUAAAUUUUCUCCUAAGAAACGUACCACCUUCAAACCUUACGUUCCGGUCCAGGAAGACCAAGGACUUUGUAUGUCCAAAUUUACAGUGAAUGAAUUUUUUAAAGAAAUUCAUACCUCUGUCCCUUCCUCUCCCACUCCAUUAUCACCAUUAUCACCGAAUUCCUCGAUUUCAGAUUCACCUAAUCCUGAACAACCAUUUCUGCAAAACGAUCCUUUUUUGGUAGAUCCCUGUUUGCCCGAGGAUAAUUUAUUCUUUCCGGGGGUUAAUAUAUCACCUGAGCUUGAUAGAUAUUUUCGAGAAUUUGAAGAAUGCUCAAUUGGUUAUUACCUCAACUCUUUCAUUAAGUCGUGA
This is a messenger RNA of Funneliformis caledonium, 474 nucleotides long. The record is from the annotation of a GenBank genome assembly. NCBI's taxonomy places the organism in Eukaryota, Fungi, Glomeromycota, Glomeromycetes, Glomerales, Glomeraceae.